AUGGACGGCGCUUCCCCCAACGGCUCCGCGGCCCCGCCGGGCUCGGGGGGACCCCCCCAAAGCGAGGGGGGCACCCCCGGUCCCGAGGAGACGCUGAUCACCGAGGGCCGCGCCACCAUCGUGUUCCCCAACGCCAACGAGGUGUUUUAUAACCCCGUGCAGGGCUUCAACCGCGACCUCACCUGCGCCGUCCUGACCGAAUUCGCACGGCUCCAGCUGCGCCCCAAAGGAAUUCGGGUCGUCCUUCCCGGCGAGGAGGAGCAGGAGGGGAGCGCCGAGGCCGGGGAGACCCCGAGGACAGCUCGGCCAGGAGAGGCCUGUGAGGUGUGGGGGGAGUUUGGGGGGGUCUGGGGGGGUCUCUAAAACCCCCUGAAUCCCCCCCUGACCCCCUCAUUGUGCCCCCAGGGGGGUCUGCGGGUGCUGGAGGCUCUGGCAGCCUCGGGGCUGCGCUCGGUGCGUUUCGCCCGGGAGGUGCCGGGGCUCGGGGCCAUCGUGGCCAGCGACUGCUCCCCGCGGGCGGCCGCGCUCAUGGCCCGGAACGUGGCCCUCAACGGCGUCGGGGAGCUCGUCACGCCCCGCCUGGCCGACGCCAGGAUGUUGAUGUACCAGAGCAAAGCCGAGCGGGAGCCGUUCGACGUCAUCGACCUGGACCCCUACGGGAGCCCCGCGCCCUUCCUGGACGCGGCCGUGCAGGCCGUGAGCGAGGGGGGGCUGCUGUGCGUGACCUGCACGGACAUGGCGGUGAUGGCCGGCAACAGCGCCGAGACGUGCUACAGCAAAUACGGCGCCGUGUCCCUCAAGGGCAAGUUCUGCCACGAGAUGGCCCUGAGGAUCAUCCUGCACAGCCUCGACCUCCGCGCCAACUGCUACCAGCGCUUCGUGGUGCCGCUGCUCUCGGUCAGCGCCGACUUCUACGUGCGUGUUUUCGUCAGGGUCUUCACGGGCCAGGCCAAGGUUAAGGCCUCGGCCAGCAAACAGGCGCUGGUGUUCCACUGCGUGGGCUGCGGCUCCCACCACCUGCAGCGCCUGGGCAGGGCCACGAGCCACGGCAGCGGGUUCAAGUACAGCACAGCCACGGGGCCGCCCGUGGGUCCCACCUGUGAGUUCUGCCAGCACCGCCACCAGGUCGGGGGCCCGGUGUGGGCUGAGCCCCUGCACGACCCCACGUUUGUGGAGGGGAUCCUGGCGGCGCUGGAGCGAAGCCCCGGGCGCUUCUCGACGGAGCCGCGGAUGCGGGGGAUGCUCAGCGUCAUCGCCGAGGAGCUGAGCGAUGUCCCCCUGUACUACACCCUGGACGGGCUGAGCAGCACCAUCCGCAGCAACACCCCGUCCCUGCUGCAGCUCAGGUCAGCCCUGCUGCACGCCGGGUUCCGGGUCUCCCUGUCCCACGCCUGCCGCAACGCCGUCAAGACGGACGCGCCGCCCGCCGCGCUCUGGGACAUCAUGCGCUGCUGGGCCAAGCUCCACCCGGUGAAGCUGGAGCGGCUCCCGGACUCCAGCCCGGCCGCCCGGAUCCUCUCGGUGGAGCCCACGCUCCAGGCUUCCUUCGCCCUCCAUGAGGACGCCAACCCCAGCUCCCGCAAGCGCGGCCUGAAGCGAUUCCCCGAGAACCCCGAGGCUUUUUGGGGUCCCAAGGCCAGGGCCAAGCCGGGGGGGGGCCUCGCCCCCUCCCUGCAGGAGAAGCGGGAGAGGCUCCAGAACAAGAGGACGCAGCGCCCGGAUGGGGCCGGGCUGAAACAAUUCCCCUGCAAACGCUUCAAGGAGGGCACCUGUCCCCAAGGUGAGCAGUGCUGCUACUCCCACGAGCCCCCCCCGGAUGCCCCCCAUUAAACCACGUCUUACCAAA
Messenger RNA from Sturnus vulgaris (Common starling), 1846 nucleotides. Lineage: Eukaryota; Metazoa; Chordata; Aves; Passeriformes; Sturnidae. The record is from RefSeq and is a predicted model, not a curated record.